CGUAGCAUGAAACGUGCAACGUGGAGGCUGCCACAUGCAACUCGGCAGUGAGUGAGUGACAACAGUCGCAAUGGCUGAAUGAUUGAAUGCCUGAUUGACUGACUGUCGAGUCAAUAGACAACGAAGGCUAACUGAUGAGCGCCUGUAUCGAAUAAGAAACAGAGAACAGCGCAGAACAACUCUAACUAAAUUGGCUAAAGACGAAAGAAAAUUGUAGUAUAAUUUGAAAUUUAAUUUCCAUGAUACGGAUGAUUGAUGGAAUGUGUGCAGUCCACAUCAGUCCACAUUUGCCAGUGCAUCGCUCAUUGAAACUUUUUUCUCGAGCUGCCAGGGAUUUCUGUCAUGUCACUUCCGUUCACUGCAUUUGCCCGAGACAUUUGUCGUCAGCACGAGCGACAGGUUCCACCAAAUGGGCUCCCACUUGCCAUGUGGUGCCGGCUACCUGCUGUGCCCCGGACGACGACGAUGAUAAUGAUGAUGAGACGCCCGAUGCCAGGUGCGCAGAGAGUCCGGUGAUGAGUCUAUUAUCAACCCGGUCAUGUCAGCAUUUAUGGCUGAUGUUUGAAUAAUGGGACAUUGCGUCGACUCGACAGAAGCCCAAACUCUAAAUAGCAAUUAGACCGUAAUUUGAGUUUGCCUCGGCUCUGAUAGCGGAAGUAGUCAUGAUAAUUGUCCAAAUCAACGCGCAUGGGAAACAAUUGUAAGCACAGGAAGCAGCUAAGCAUACAUCGAGUAAAAAAUUGUUCAAAAAUCGACGCUUGCUCAGCCAAUAAGAACAAGCACAACUUCAGUCAAUCCCACGCUAAAG
Molecule: messenger RNA, 808 nt
Organism: Drosophila hydei
Lineage: Eukaryota; Metazoa; Arthropoda; Insecta; Diptera; Drosophilidae
Exons: 2
Coding region: 240-569 (109 amino acids)
Source: RefSeq, a predicted model, not a curated record